AUGAACGGCGUCGGAACCGGUACAGGAAGCAUCUCGAGUUCUAUAGCCUCAGAGGAGCCGCGAAUAUCUUUCCGACAUCAGCACAUUGAGGACAAAAAUGGACACCACCUGAUUGUUGGGAGGGAAGGAAAGUUGUCGAGAUGCGAGGACGAGCCUAUCCGUACGCCCGGGGCUGUCCAAGGGUUCGGCGUCCUGAUUGCGGUAGAAGAAAACGAAGAAACGGGGAAUCUAGAAGUACGGCAAGUCUCCGAGAAUUCGACCGAGCUGCUGGGUCUAUCUCCUCCACACCUAUUUUCGCUCGAGUGUUUCAGUCGGACGCUACCAGAUCACCAGAGCGACGUGCUAUUCGACAACAUACAAUAUUUGAAUGACACAACACUCUCCGCCGAAGAGCAAGCAGAGAAUGUGCAUGUGUUCAUGCUUAGUGGUUGGGGAGAACCGGGCACCGUGCUGUCGGAAAGUAUGUCAGCCGACCCGGAGGGUCGGCGUAGCUGGACAUGCUGCCGCGCGAAGCCCCUGCUUGCGCUGGAGCGCCUGCGUCGGACGCGUCGAAGCAUCCUGGACAACGUGCUGUCGCCGGCCAGCUCCUCGUCCGGCGCGCGGCGCGGUGGGCCCUCGCGCAGACGGCGGGGGACGGGUGCGAUGGGCAUGAUGGACGUGUUCGCGGUAAUGGCGCAGAUCAACGAGCAGCUGGGUGCGGCACCGGACCUGGACGCGUUCUUGAAGGUCGUUGCGGGUUUCGACGAGUUGUGGAACGGGCAGGUCGUCGCGGAGCUGGUUGACUGGAAGCAGACGCAUGACCUGUUUGGGGGCUUGCAUUUUCCGGCAUCUGAUAUCCCGGCGCAGGCGCGGCAUCUGUACGCCCUUAACAAGGUCCGCCUUCUGUAUGAUCGGGGACAGCCCACGGCUCGCUUGGUUGUCAGGAGUAAGCAAGACCUUCAGACGCCUUUGAUCAAUACAAUGCCGUCCGACCAGCACCCGUCUGGGUACAUUGUAUCGAACGCUGAUGACCUUCUUGGCCUUUUCGACGCAGAUCACGGUGUUCUCGUUAUUGGCGAAGGAGCAAAGAUCUUGGGUCCAAACCAGCAUGGGCAGGAAAUACUCAUCGUGGCGGAGUACUUGCGCCUGAAGCAGUUCAACACUAUUCAGGUCUCGCAGGCGGUGACGCAGGAUUAUCCAGAUUUACAACUGACGACGGGCCUGGAGGUCAUCGCAGGUCUUCUCUAUGUCCCAUUGUCUGCAGGGGGACGAGACUUCAUCGCUUUCCUACGCAAGGGACAGCCGAAGCAGGUCCGGUGGGCCGGCCGACCGUAUAAGGACGGCGAACAGAGCGUGCUCGAGCCACGAGCGUCGUUCCGAACAUGGUCAGAAACUGUGGCCGGACGCUCUCGUGCGUGGUCAGACGAGCAUCUAGAGACCGCCGGCGUUCUCGCCCUCGUUUACGGGAAGUUUAUCGAAGUCUGGCGGCAAAAGGAAAACGCAUUGCAAACCACAAAAUUGACCAACCUAUUGUUAUCAAAUGCCAGUCACGAAGUCCGCACUCCUCUCAACCACAUCAUAAAUUAUCUGGAGCUCGCACUCAAUGGUUCCUUGGACACCGAGACUCGCGAGAAUCUCAGCCAGUCGCACGCUGCAUCAAAAAGCUUAUUAUUCACGAUCAAUGAUUUACUGGAUCUGACUCGCCUCGAGAGUGGCAAUGCAACAUUCUUCAACGAAGUCUUCAACUUGCAUCGCGCAAUCGAGGACGCAGUCGUACUCUAUCGAAAUGAGGCUGUUCGUCGAGGCCUUGGUUUCAGGUUGGACGUCGCGAAUAGUCCAAGAAUGGUUGUGGGAGACGCUCGGAAAAUCCGCACCGUCGUUGCGAAUUUAACCGCUAACGCUUUGAAAUACACCGAGCACGGAUACAUUUCCGUUGAAUGCCGUGCCUUUGAUGAGCCCAUGGGUCUCAGAACCGCGGAGAACGUUGCAGUGGAAAUCAUUGUGUCGGAUACUGGUUGUGGUAUUCCUGCUGAGAGACUGGAGUGUAUCUUUAGAGAGUUCGAGCAAGUAGAGAGCACAGAACAGAGAACGCCUACCCAAGGCCUUGGUCUAGGUCUGGCCGUGGUUGCACGGAUCGUGGAGCAGCUUGGUGGCCAACUCCGAGUUGAUUCCAAGAUCAAUGAAGGCAGUCGCUUCUCGUUCCUUAUUCCAUUCUCUACGGAAGUCGAAGGUACGGCUCCGUCAUCCCCGUCUGAAUCCCGUUCAGCCGGCGGAUCGCAUCGGGAGUCUCGUGAUAGCAGCGCAGCUGCUCGUGAAGACCAGAUUGACAAUCUGGUAGAAGCACUGUCCUCCCAUCACCUCAGUAUCCAGAAACAUGGUUCUCCACGUCCGCAAGACAAUGACAAUGCCUCACUCCACGAAAGUGACAAGAUGCAGAUGACCGGAUUCAACACACCAUCGCUUUCCAUUACUGGCGAUGACGUUAGUGUCACAUCAAGUCAGAAUUUUCGUGCCGGUUCCCCCGCUCGCGGCCCAUUUCUCAAUGAACACUCGACGGCAGUAGUAAUAUCCCGACGUGCGACAUCACGAAGUUCAAGAUCUGACAGUGGAUAUAGCGCCAAACUUCGUUUGCUCAUUGUCGAGGACAACGAUAUCAACCGGAUGAUACUGGCCAAACGUUUGUCACUGGACGGACAUAACGUUGUGAACACCACGAAUGGUCAGGAGGGUGUAGAAAUGCUUGAAUCGGACUGGGAGUUCGAUUGCGUACUCAUGGAUCUACAAAUGCCCCUGCUUAAUGGUUUCGAGGCCACACAACGAAUCCGUCAGAUAGAGCAGGAGCGGCAGGUCGGGCUUCAUCGGAUUUCCCACAAGCUCAACGGGCGUAUACCCAUUUUUGCGGUCUCGGCGUCUUUGUUCGAGGAUCAGCGAGAAGAGCUCUUCAAGCUUGGAUUUGAUGGCUGGAUCUUGAAGCCGAUCGAUUUCAAGCGGUUGAAGAUUAUCCUGCGCGGGGUGGUCGAUGCUGCGCAACGCGGAAGAGACGUCUACAAUCCAGCUGGCAACUGGGAGGUUGGCGGGUGGCUAAAGGCGCACGAGAAGGUUCCUGGUGAUGUCUCGUGA
Messenger RNA from Postia placenta MAD-698-R-SB12, 3099 nucleotides. RefSeq lists its product as hypothetical. Bases 1 to 3099 code for a protein of 1032 amino acids. The record is from RefSeq and is a predicted model, not a curated record. Gene Ontology annotation, molecular function: phosphorelay sensor kinase activity; histidine phosphotransfer kinase activity. Lineage: Eukaryota; Fungi; Basidiomycota; Agaricomycetes; Polyporales; Adustoporiaceae. The transcript is spliced from 19 exons. Gene Ontology annotation, biological process: protein autophosphorylation; phosphorelay signal transduction system; regulation of DNA-templated transcription.